UUCCCUCAUGUGUGAAAUAAGCCUUGUGAAGGACACAUGUUAAAAAGGACGAUUUUGUAAGAUAAGCGCCUAUAGUUUAAGAUUGUAACGUACAUAACAAUUUAAUAAACAAUCAGAUUCAGUAAAAAUUUAUAAUUUAACUUUCGGUUUUCAUAAAAUAUUGUGUAAUUUCCGGUCAUGCACUUGCCAAAACAGAUUUUAAUAGCAAUGGAUGGACGCAGUGAGAUUUUUCACGAAUGUUCACGAUGGUAACGAUGAUGAUUAAAUGCCAUAUUGUGAGAAAAUCAGAUACUACUUACGAAUGGACACUCUUAGUUUUCCUGAUCUUCAUACUAAAUGUUGAUUCAUUCAAUUUGAAAUGUCCUUCACAAGCGAACUGGAAAUUUCGGGCCAAAGUAAAGUGUAACAGCACCUUGAAAUACUUUUGUUUGUACAAUAAUGUGGAAAGGAAGUAUGUUGAGGGAUGUGAUGGACCGGAUUGGGACAGAAAAGGAAGUAAGCGAAUUUUUGCUGGAUACUUUACCAGAGAACAAUGUAUACAGGAACGCUUCCAGCCCAUUAAAUUCAGGACAAAUGAAAGCAUGAGUGACUGUGUAUAUGCUAAAUCAAUCUGCAGUGAAGAAGGACAAUUAAUGCAAAAAGAAAAUUCAACAAAGGAUGACAGAACAUGUCGGUGUGAUCAUAGAAAGAACUAUUCAUUUAUUCAUACUCCAAGAAAUUUGUGUUUUUGCAUUCCAACAAAAGAAGACUGUUCUUGUUUCAUUAGAUCAUGUCCAGCAAACUAUACUCUGUCAUCAGAUUAUAAAUGUAUUCAAAGCGGCUACCAGGAAAAACCAAAAUGUAUAGACGAUAAAUAUUACGUAACAGUGGAUGACACUAACAGGGUCCUCAUCGAAAGGAAUGAAACGUGGUUAAGUGUUCCAACUUUCAAGCUCAAGUUCAAGUGGAGGGACACACCUGACGCAACCAUAUUGUUUAUUAUUUGUGUCAUGCAUAUAAUUGUUGCAGUAGGAUUUUUCUUUGCUGUUUUAAUACACUAUUUGGCUAAAGAACAUCUAUUGCAUUGUUUGUCAGGACCCAUUCAGAUAAAAAAAGGUAGAAUCAGCAUUAAUGGUAAUCGUUCAAGUGUAGACCUACAAUCUUUAAAAGUAUAUAUUGGAAUUGAUCAAAUAGAUUCUGAGAUAGACGACAUCACAGCAAGCGAAAAUGUGUCGAUGGAUACCAUUGACGGAAAUGAUCAUGUAUCAUGUGAUAGAACUUCAGAUGAUAAAGGACAGAGUAUUUACAAUAUAUAAUAUAUAAUUAGAAUAACGAACAUAACUUUUUAAAUACAUUUUUAUCUGUAUUUAUAUAUAAUUGCAAAAUAUAAACACAUUUAUCUUCAAGACAAAGUGAAAUACUAAAUAACGACUUUGCAUAUUUAUUUCAAAGGUCAAAUAGGUGCGUCUGUGGCCUAGUGGUGUAAUAAAUUCAACUACUAGCCUGUCAACACUGAGGUUGUGAGUUCGAGUCCCGCACGUCGCAGGUGUGUUCAACUACCGCGUUUUCCAGUAAUGACUUGAACUGCAUUUACCUAUUUGACCUCACGUGGCAGGUGCGUUCGACUCCAAUUUAAUUGACCAGGAUUGUCAAUGUUCCUAGCGAAGGUGUGCUUCACUCCGAUUAUUAAGACUUCAUCCGCCAAUAAAAACUGACAGCAACGAAAUCGUCAACUGUCCUGAAAUCGGCGUUAAACACCAAUCAAUCGAACAAACAAUCAAUGAUCAAUUCAUAUACAGAAUACUAACAGAUGAGAACGUGUAGUUUAUCCGAUUUUGCGAAUACUGAUUGAGUUCAUUUGUAUAUUUACAUUUAUCUUACCUUCUAUAGAUUUAUGGGGAUAUGAUUGGUUAAUCGACUACACGUGGUGACCAUAUAUAUUUCAUAUAGGUUGUCCUAAAAAAUACAUUGUUAGUUACCAUAUACGGUUAGCAACCAUAUGGAGUUAGUAAGGGGUUACUUCCCUUUUAAAAAAAAAUGACAUCUGAAAGGUUUUAAACAGACGAGGUAACUGGUAAUAAACGAUUGAAAUACAUUCAUAAAACAAAUUUAAAGCUAACACGUUGUUAUUGUUGGCAUUUGUUUUUUGUAUAGACAAAUAAAAGUAGGUUCUUAAACAUGUUAAAAUUAAGUAUUGAAGUCUUUUAAAUCACUUUGAUAGGCCGCUAGUCUUAAUACCACAUGGGAAGAUAGUCGGUAAGAUAAAUUCGUUACACGGUGUGAUAGUGACCAAAUACGAUAUAUAUGGGGUCAGUAAGUUUCAUAUGGGGAUUCGAGCGUCGCUCAUACCCCAUAUGGAAUUUACUGACCCCAUAUAUAUCGUAUUAGGUCACUAACACACUAUGUAACUAAUAAUAUAUGUUAUUAGUCCCCUACCGACGAAGUCGAAGGGGACUUUAGGUUUGCACUCUGUCCGUCUGUCUGUCGUACCGUCCGUCUGUCCAUCCGUCAGUCCGGCAACUCAGCUUUCCACACUUUUUUUCUUCGUUCUUGAAGAUAUUGAUUUGAUAUUUGGUAUAUAGUUUUAUCAUGACAAGUUAUAGAUCAAGUUCGAAUUUUGUUCCGGUCUGAUGAUUUAGUCCAGAGUUAUGGUCCAUGAAAAAACUCCAUAACUAAUGUGAGUGUACUAUGUUAAACCAUAUAAUCUGUACAAAGGGAGAUAACUCAUUUUUUAAAAGACAUUCUUUGGUAAAUUGUUUGAGGAAUUUUGUGGCAGGUUUAUAUGUUAUUUUGUAUAAACUAAUUUUCUGAAUGCCACAUGUAUAUAUAUCUAUUUUUUUUUAU
Mytilus californianus (California mussel) is the source of this 2823-nucleotide messenger RNA. RefSeq lists its product as uncharacterized. NCBI's taxonomy places the organism in Eukaryota, Metazoa, Mollusca, Bivalvia, Mytilida, Mytilidae. The record is from RefSeq and is a predicted model, not a curated record. The transcript is spliced from 10 exons. The coding region runs from base 237 to 1295 and encodes 352 amino acids.